Penaeus vannamei (Pacific white shrimp) is the source of this 474-nucleotide messenger RNA. The record is from RefSeq and is a predicted model, not a curated record. Lineage: Eukaryota; Metazoa; Arthropoda; Malacostraca; Decapoda; Penaeidae.
GGCGCUGAGUUCCUGGCGACGCUGAUGGUGACGCUGAUCUCGCUCUCGGCGUACGAGGCCGCCCACGCGCCCUCCAGGUACACCAAGGACGCCCACUGGGAGGCCACCACGCCGCGCUUCACGCCCUCGGCCGCCGUGCCCGUCGUGGCCGCCCACACCGCUGCCGCCCUCUUCUGCGCUGAGUUCACCGGCAUUGGACUGAAUCCUGCUCGUUCCUUGGCCAUCGCAGCUGUCUCCGGUGCCUGGAGCUACCACUGGGUGUACUGGGUGGGACCCGCACUCGGGGGUCUCCUGGCAGCCUUCACCCACAGUACACAGGCAACAAGGACCCGGACGCCCUCCCGACGCCCUAUCACCCGCCUGUCCUUCCUCGGGAUUCUUCCAGGGCUUCGGAUAUCACGUCGACCCUGGCAUCACCUUGUUGAAUCUCCAACUUCCUUACAGAACCUCCAUCAGCACAAGUGUAUUCUGUAA